AUGCCUCCUCGUGGCAGCGAAGGUUUAGAUUUUACGCCAAUCUUAACACAUUACCUUUUCUUGUUUACGACAAUUCUUGCGGUGUUGGCAUGGUUCAUCGCGUUUAUCUCGCAAUGUAUCGUAACUGCUCAAUUCCAUGAACAAGCUGUUGGCGUUGGGUGGUUUGGGAUAUUCCUCCAAUUAUUCCUAACCCUUGGCGUACUGCAUACCCUAGCAAGCGAUUCAAUAGCCAUGCAUCGCUUCCAAAUAUCAGUAUUUGGUGCUAUCGCAAUCGUUAUGGCUGUCAUUACCGUCAGCAACAGUAUUUUUUCUGGAUUUGCUGCGCUAGACGCUAUGGCUGCCGGAUGGCUCGUUAUUGCAAUCGUGGACAUCCUUUGGGUGAUCUAUUUCACAUCAGAAGAAGAUUCUCUCGCAUUCCACCUCUUCAAUUCUAUGGGCACCGGCGGCCUCACACCACCAUCUCGCCGUCGUAGGACUCGCGGUGCGAGUAACAUUGGGACCAAUGGCUAUGCAGCCAACUACUCUUCUGGCGGCGGUAUCGGUUCACAUGAUAUGCCCUAUGACAGUGCUAACAAGAUGGGCGGUACCGGUCCCGGGGUUAGGAGUCAAAAUAGCUUUGUCGGCGGCGCUAGUAUGGACGGUGCACCCCGCAGUCUUGGCCCCGCAGCUGUAGGCAGUGUUCAUAGCACACCAAAUCCUGCACCGGUUUCCCUAAAUGGCCCUGACAACAGUAUGGGUCCAAACUCACCGUUAAUGGGCCCUGGUGCUGCAGGUGUAGGCGCAGGUGGCGGUACUGGUGGAGGUAGCCCAAAUAUGCCUGAAGCCAGCACGGGCGGGCCAGAGGCAUACGUCUACAAAGCAAAAGCAUUGUAUGCUUACACUGCCUCUCCAGAUGAUCCAAAUGAAAUCUCAUUUACGAAGGGUGAGAUUCUUGAUAUCGUCGACAAGCAAGGCAAGUGGUGGCAAGCAAAGAAAUCAGAUGGUACGAUGGGAAUUGCACCAUCAAAUUACCUUCAGGUCAUCUAA
Molecule: messenger RNA, 1026 nt
Organism: Suillus subaureus
Lineage: Eukaryota; Fungi; Basidiomycota; Agaricomycetes; Boletales; Suillaceae
Exons: 5
Coding region: 1-1026 (341 amino acids)
Molecular function (GO): protein binding
Source: RefSeq, a predicted model, not a curated record